This is a messenger RNA of Racocetra fulgida, 1098 nucleotides long. NCBI's taxonomy places the organism in Eukaryota, Fungi, Glomeromycota, Glomeromycetes, Diversisporales, Gigasporaceae. The record is from the annotation of a GenBank genome assembly.
AUGCCGAAAUAUUUCUAUAUCACCACUCCUAUUUUUUACCCCAAUGAUCGUUUACAUUUAGGACAUGCUUAUACUAUGAUUAUUGCUGAUAUUAUUGCCCGUUACAAAAAAAGUCAAGGUUAUCAGGUUUACUUCCAAACCGGCAGUGAUGACCACGAAUUAGGCAUUUCUGAACACAUUUUUUAUCGCACUUCUGCUUCCACCCAUAAAAAAAAAGUCCAAAAAAUUUUUACUGAAUUAUUAAAUGAAGGCGAUAUUUAUUUAGGGGAAUAUCAAGGAAGAUAUUGCGUUGCCUGUGAGGAUUACGUGAGCGAUAGUAAAGUUAUUAACAACAAUUUAUGUCCGACUCCUAAUUGUCAGUCCGAAUUGCGAAAAAUUAAAGAACCGGCUUAUUUUUUGCGAGUUAGUAAUUAUUACCAACAAUUGAUAGAAUAUUAUCAAAAAAACCCUGAUUUUCUUUUGCCACCUAAUAUUAAAAAAGAAUUAUUCGAAAAUUUUCUCAAAAAUGAAGGGCGAGAUUUGUGUAUUACCCAACCAGGCGAAACGCCCGAAACUGCGGCCAAAAGAGAAAUAUUAGAAGAAACUAACUUAACAAUUACGGAUUUGGAAAAGAUUGGCGAAGAAACCUUUUAUGCUAUUUUUAUCAAACCCGAAAAUAUUCUGGUUCAACUUGAUAGCCAAAAACCCGAUAGGGGUGCGGAAUAUGUGCUGGAAAAAUUAACCGGUGCCAAAAAGGAUAAAAAUUCUUGGGAAAUAGUGCAAAUAGUCGAGACCGGUUUUGGUAAUUUUAAAAAAGAGCAGCCAAAAGCAAAAACUGAAAGAAAAAAGUUAGAGGAAUACCAAAAAAAAUGUCAUUUGGUAGUGUCAGAAUUUCAAGAAAAAAUUAAUCAAUAUGAACUUACCGAGACAUUUUCUCAAAUCCAAAGUUUACUUAAUGAAAAAUUAGCAAAAAAAGGUGAUAUUUUACUUUUAAAUUUAACCCUUAAUUAUUUAACCAAUGGAAUAAAAAUUGCGGCUUUUUUGCUUGACCCGCUGGCUCCCGAAACCAGCAAAAAGAUUUUAGAGAUUUUUAAUGUUAAUCAACGGCAACUAAAUUGA